Acanthamoeba castellanii str. Neff is the source of this 1116-nucleotide messenger RNA. Its product is annotated as BEACH domain containing protein lvsE, putative. NCBI's taxonomy places the organism in Eukaryota, Discosea, Longamoebia, Acanthamoebidae. Bases 1 to 1116 code for a protein of 371 amino acids. The transcript has 9 exons. The record is from RefSeq and is a predicted model, not a curated record.
AUGGAGGGUCCGUCCCAGGAUGACGGUGCCCUCAUCACCGAACAAAUAAUCGAAGAGUUGCGGCAAGAACGCGAACGCGAGGAAAUGGAAGAACGAGAGUGGGAUUCGAAGGACUUGAACGCGAACUUUGUUGAUUUGCUGCUCACCAUCGAGGAAGACGUUCCCUCGGGCGAGCUGUUCUCCUUUCUCUUUGACCUGCUGGAGGAGUACAGCGAGCUGGCGCCGCACGAAGCCGAGUCUCGCACCGGGAAGGGUCAGGAGCUGGACUUCUUCUCCGUCUUCUUUCAGCUCCUGCCUCGCUGCGGCACUUCGCUGCAGGUCGUGCUGCUGAAGCGACUGAACGACCUGGUGUCGGAGUCGGACCGGGUGAAGGGCUACUGCUGCCAGAGGGGAUGGGUCACACGCCUGCUGCACAUGCUCCACUACCAGCCGCUCGACAGCGAGGUCGUGCUGCGGGAGCUCUUCAUCUUGAUGGAGUCCCUCGGCUCCUUCUCGCUGUCGUCGAAGGAGCUGAAGCAGCUGCUCCGCUUCCUCUACGGCCAAACCACACCCGACUUUGAGGACUCGGGCGCAGCGUCCGACGACUCACCCGAGGGCAAGCAGCUGCUGCAAGAGCUCUACCCGCCCGUGCAGAGAAUUGUCAAGAAGCAGGAACGAAGAUGGCCCUCCUGUUUCUGGGACUUCAAUGGACGAGAGAACAAGUCGGGCGUCAUGAUUCCGACGUGGAAGUCCGUGUGGCCUCUGAACGACGGUUACUCGUUUUGCGCGUGGCUGAGCAUAUCGUCCAACAAAGACGUACUCCCCCUCAAUAGGGGCCGGAGAAGCCUUCCGCCCGAGCAAGCCACGAUCAGGCCACAUCUGUUCAGUUUCGCCUGCGACGACGGUCGCGGCAUGGAACUGUUCUUCGUGUCGCAGUAUCUGGUCGUUCUCUCGCGGCAAGGCAAAAACAAGCAUGCCUGGAUCAAGUUCAAUUACCGCUUCAAGAAGGAGCGAUGGUACUUCGUUGCAGUGGCCCACAUCUACCACUUCUUGCGGCGCAGCGAGGUCUUGCUCUACGUCAAUGGUCAGCUGGUGGAGCAACAGUAUCUCAUCUACCCCAAGAUCGACAGGUACUAA